Messenger RNA from Teleopsis dalmanni, 1557 nucleotides. RefSeq lists its product as uncharacterized. Gene Ontology annotation, biological process: Golgi organization; Golgi to plasma membrane protein transport. Gene Ontology annotation, cellular component: Golgi membrane. The coding region runs from base 107 to 1450 and encodes 447 amino acids. The record is from RefSeq and is a predicted model, not a curated record. The transcript has 4 exons. Lineage: Eukaryota; Metazoa; Arthropoda; Insecta; Diptera; Diopsidae.
UAUUUAUUUACUUUUGCAUAUUUCUUGUUUACAUAUAUAUUUAUUACUUCGUGUAAAGAAAAAGUAGGUGAAAUUGCUAUAUAAUUUAUUAAAAAAAUCAUCAAAAAUGGAGGGAAAUGUUGCAAUGGAUAAAGUAUGUAGAACAAGCGGAGAUGGUAUGGAAGAAGAAACGACCUCACCGAAAGUCGAUCCAAAUAGCAAAGACAAUAAUGACUCUACAACAAAAUUAGAUACGUCAGCGCAGUUACCAAAGCAAAAAGAUAACUUAUUGGAAGAGAAUGUACAUAUUCGUAAACCAUCUGUUAGUAGCACUAAUAGCUCGAACAAUCUCUUACCCGGUUUGCAUUCAUUAUACAGACGUCCAGAAACAAUUAUACGAAGUUUAGCUCCUGUCAUUCCUACUGGAGAACUCGUACAACUAAAACCACGAUUAAUAACAACCCCUGUUAAACCACAACAUAAAAAAACAAAGCCACCCAAAUUUGUGCCAUAUGAACCGUAUCCAGGAGCAGUGAAUCCAAUAGUGCCAAAUUCUAACAGUGGCCACAGUAUGCCAAAGGGUUAUAGAAUAAAUAGAAAUAAUUUAGAUAUUGGAGUACUUGUUGACCAUAUGUCUACCAUGCGAACGCAAGAACUACAUGCGGAUACAAACAACGAAACUUGCAAUGUAGAUGCUACAAAUACUACAAAUGAGGAGCUUCAAACAUUGAAAGCGGAACUUAAGAAAGUAAAGGAGGAACGCGACUACUUUCAAGGCCAAUUUAAGUUUCAAACUCAAGUAAAUUCAGAACUUAAAAAUCUACUAGUAGCCUCUGUUGGCGAGGAUCUACAAACAAGAGUUAAUUUGCUGACUGAAGAUAAAUUGCAGUUAGCAAGGGCAUUACUAGAUACCGCCAAUAAUUUAACAACUCAUACGGAACAAAUUGAAUUUUUGGCUGGUCAGUCUGAGGUUUGGCGGUCAAAAUUUCUAGCAAGCAGCGUUAUGGUCGAGGAAUUGGCUAGAUGGAAAGCGGAUUUAACACAGAAAAAUCAAAUGCUCAAUGAAUCUACUAAACGUCUUCUACACUGUGUUCAUCAACUACGUGAAAUACAAUUAGAAAUUUUGAAGAAUUUGAAGUUUAUAGCUAAAAUACGUUAUUUAAAUAUUCCGUCUACUGAUGUUAUCAGUUUGAGUUCGGAAAAUUUAAACAUAUUGCAACAAAUGGUCUUACAUUCUGGAGUUGGUAUACCGGAUACUAAUUUAAGUAUAUCCAGUGCCAGCACUAAUCCUUUAUGUGAUGCUGAGAAAUACGCAGUACACGCGCUUGAAUUUAUUAGCCAACCACUAAUGGCUACUGACGAAGCUAUACGCGCUCUGUUUGGCCAGACACAGCGAUCCUUUGGGGGUACCUCAAAUUCAAGUAUACACAAUUUAGAACAAACGCCGAAUAACGUUGAUGUUUGUUCUUAGAAAAUGGUUUAAUAUCUUGCAAUGGUGUUGAAUAAUUAUUGUGAUUUUACCUUAAAGCAAUGGAUUAUACUUUACUGGUUUUUUAUAUAAUAUAUACUAUCAUUAUU